CAACAAAGCUCUCCCGCUGAAUACACAGCCAUUUUUAACAGCAUGGAUCAUGCAACAUAUACCGCGUACUAUGGCGUCGACCAUUCCUAUGCUGGAGACCUUACCGGACAGGCAACCGAAGCCGAUGAUCUACUUGAUCCUUUGUUGAGAGAAUAUCUUCCUUCGUCAUCAAGACUACUCUUCGACCCAACUGGGCAGAGUCAGAGCUCUAGGCCUUCUAUGGCUCGUGCACAGACCCCCAUCUCCCUGGCAGAAGAGAAAGUCGGAUACCCCGGUCCAAGGAACCAUACUUUGCAUGAUAGGUCGUCAUCCAGGACUAGAGGUACUAGAAAAUGAUCGAUGUUUCUGUCGACGGGUCUGGGUCAGACUGAGCGACGGCUCUGGCCGUGGACUGCUCAUGACAGCUGGGAUUACAACAUGCGUUCAGCUCGGUAAUUAGGUCACGUUCUUCAUCACAUGACUUGUGGCUGUAUUCUUAUCAAUGCAUACUAGGACAGAAGCACGAUAAACCAACACUCCCCAUAUUUUCAGAAUGGAGCUACAGCAGCGGC
This is a messenger RNA of Pyricularia grisea, 551 nucleotides long. RefSeq lists its product as uncharacterized. The record is from RefSeq and is a predicted model, not a curated record. The transcript has a single exon. The coding region runs from base 43 to 336 and encodes 97 amino acids. Lineage: Eukaryota; Fungi; Ascomycota; Sordariomycetes; Magnaporthales; Pyriculariaceae.